Tinamus guttatus (white-throated tinamou) is the source of this 1791-nucleotide messenger RNA. Lineage: Eukaryota; Metazoa; Chordata; Aves; Tinamiformes; Tinamidae. The record is from RefSeq and is a predicted model, not a curated record.
AUGGUACGGGAUGUCCCAAAGUGCUUCAUCCUCGGUCCUUCACAGUAUUGGUACCUUAGUGUUCAGAGCGGAAGGAAUGCAGGAUUGUGUUCGGAUAUCGUGUCCGUAACUGAUGUGCCACACAGUGAAUCGGUUGAAGAAGGCCCUUUCCAUCCCCCCUCCCAUUCUUUUUCCACUGUCUUCGAUGAGGACAAGCCAAUAGCCAGCAGUGGAACUUACAACUUGGACUUUGAUAACAUUGAGUUGGUCGAUUCUUUCCAUGCCUUAGGACCGAGUUCUCCAGACACCAAGAAUCGUGACCCCAAAGCGAAUGUACGAAGAAAGUCUACCGAUUCCGUCCCGGUUUCCAGAUCUACGUUAUCUCGGUCUCUUAGCUUGCAAGCUAGUGAUUUUGAUGGGGCGUCUUACCUUGGCAAUAACGAGACACUGACACCGGCAGCAGAUGUGUACAGCACUGGUUCAAGCAGUGCUUCUAGUACCCUUAAGAGGACAAAGAAACCCAGGCCAGCUUCCUUGAAAAAGAAGCCGUCGGCAAAAAAGCCUCUGGAAGCUCCACCGGUGAAGGAAGCACCCCAGGACCUGUCUGAUCUGAGCCAAGCAGAUUCUGCCCCAGAUGUGGAAAAAGCAGUAUCGGAAACAAAGGUUGACUCCGUAAAACCUGAAUGUACCGAACCUUCUAAAAUCUCUGCUGAGAAGCAGGAGGCCCCAGCUGUGCCUGAAGGAUCCCAGGCUUCGGAUCCAGACAGUUUUGAAGGGAUUAGUGCGUUUAGCGCCGGAGGUGGCAAAGUGCAAAACUCACCCCCUGGCACUAAGAAAACGCUACCUCUUACAACGGCACCCGAGGCUGUGGAGGUGACUCCGCCUGACACUGGAGGACAAGAAGACCCUCCAGUGAAAGGGGCAGCGGUGAGGCUCGAAUUUGAUUAUUCUGAAGAAAAGAGCACCAGCGAAGACCAGCAAGAGAGCGCUCCUCCUCCCAAAAAAGUAGGGAAAAAGCCUGGUGCCAAAAUGCCGCUACGGAGGCCAAAGACUAAAAAGCCAGUGGAGAAACUUGACAAUGCUCCGACUACACCGACCCAGCCGCCUGCUGAUCCAAACGACAUCCCGAUCACAAAAGGCUCCUAUACUUUUGAUAUUGACAAGUGGGAUGAUCCCAAUUUUAACCCAUUCUCUUCUAGUACAAAAAUGCAAGAAUCUCCCAAACUGCCUCAACAGACCUACAGUUUUGAGCCAGACAUGUGUGAGGACUCUAUUGACCCCUUUAAGUCUUCUUCUAAGAUAGCCAACUCACCUUCCAAAUCUCCAGCCUCUUUUGAGAUACCUGCCAGUGCCAAUGAGACAAACGGAACCGAAGGAGAAAACUUAAAUAAACCCGCAAAAAAGAAGAAGACGCCAUUAAAGACGAUGGUAGAAGAUGUGAUGUCUGUAUGUUCUCUGUUUGAUACAUUUAGGGUGAAAAAAUCACCAAAAAGAUCCCCAUUAUCUGAUCCUCCUUCUCAGGAUCCCACUCCACUGCCAACUCCAGAAACGCCUCCCGUCAUAGCCACGGUGGUUCACGCGACGGAUGAGGAGAAACUGGCAUCUUCAGUGACCGGUCAGAAAUGGACCUGCAUGACCGUGGACCUGAACACGGAUAAGCAGGAUUACCCGCAACCCUCUGAUCUGUCUACAUUCGUUAAUGAGACUAAAUUCAGCUCUCCCACAGAGGGUAUGCUUUACAAACGACUGGAUCCAGCUCGUGGUUUCUUUAUUGGCCAAGAAUUUUCAGUUUGGUCCGGGAUGUUGGCCUGU